Molecule: messenger RNA, 4945 nt
Organism: Xyrauchen texanus (razorback sucker)
Lineage: Eukaryota; Metazoa; Chordata; Actinopteri; Cypriniformes; Catostomidae
Product: lysoplasmalogenase-like protein TMEM86A
Exons: 3
Coding region: 126-839 (237 amino acids)
Cellular component (GO): membrane
Source: RefSeq, a predicted model, not a curated record
CCUGUCUCAAACGCAAGACAAAAACAAAUCUCACAUACAAAACACACGUAAAUACUGCCGUGUGCUCAUCUAACGACGGCUCAUCUAGUCAUUUUUCCGCUGACAAAUAAAAAUCAGAGGACGAGAUGGUGUCUCCUGUCACUGUGGUCAAGAGCGAGGGUCCAAAGCUUGUGCCAUUCUUCAAAGCAACUUGCGUCUACUUUGUUCUGUGGCUUCCAGCCUCAAGCCCAUCCUGGUUCAGUGCCCUCAUCAAAUGCCUGCCCAUCUUCUGUCUCUGGGUUUUUCUGCUAGCGCAUGGCAUCAGCUUUUUAGGUGCCCAUUCCAGUGCCAGGAAAAUCCUGGCAGGACUUAUUUUUUCAGCUUUGGGUGACGCAUUUCUCAUCUGGCAAGAGCAAGGCUACUUUUGUCAUGGGCUGCUAAUGUUCGCCAUCACCCACAUUCUCUACUCUUCGGCUUUUGGGAUGAAGCCCCUCAACUUGAGAGCAGGUUUGGUUAUUUCUGUCAUUUCAGGCCUCAGCUACACCCUUCUCUACCCCUACCUCUCCGGUCCCUUCACCUACUUGGUGGCCGUUUACAUCACUCUCAUCGGCUUCAUGGGUUGGAGGGCCAUUGCUGGUGUCCAGCUGAUCAAUGACCUCUGGACAUGGACGAAACUGUCAGCCUGUCUCGGAGCCGUCCUCUUCAUGGUUUCUGACCUCACAAUUGCCGUCAACAAGUUCUGCUUCCCUGUGCCCCACUCCCGAGCCAUCAUAAUGGCCACUUACUAUGCGGCACAGAUGUUGAUUGCGCUGUCAGCUGUGGAAUACCAAGAUACAGAUGUGUCUCUGAAAAGAGCCUGAGGAAUCGCACCUUAACCAACCUACCCCCAUUAACUUACCAUUGACAGCAGCUGUAAUGGUUCAGAUCCCACUUUCUGAAACCCCUGGUCCAUCUGCAGUUCCCCUUGUCUGAUUAUGACUGAGAUAUUUUGGGUAUAGUUGAGGAUCCACCAAUUUAACAUGGUGUAAGAUUACACUGAUUGGAGAAUUCUUGCUUGAUUCACACAAAAGGUUGGAUAGAACUGGUCUUCAACAUUUUGAGAACAUCAGGUCUUAUUCCAUUAUUCCUCAGUGUUAGAAUAUAGCUAUCAUUUCUAAGUGUCCUCUAGUAGUAUACUACAUGGUCAAAAGUAUGCAGACACCAGGACACCACACCCAUUUUUGCUUGAUGAAUAUUUAAUUUCAAAACCAUUGGUUUUGUAAUAUGAAAUAUGUUCUCUUGCUCCUAUAACCACUACCACUUUUCUAGGAAUGAUUUUUACUUGAUGUUGGAAGAUAGCUGUGUAGAUUUGCUCAUAUUCUGACCAAGAUGUUGGGUGAUUGUAUCUGGCUUGCAAAAAGUAUUACAAUUAAUUUCAAAGGUGUUCAAUUAGGUUUAGGUCUGGUCUUUGUGCAGGCCAGUCAAGUUCUUCUGCACCACAUUCUGUAAACUAUUUUACUGUUCCUAUGACAGCUCUUUAGUAUGCCCCAUUGUACUGAAAAUGUUUGUCUCAGGUUUUCAUUAAUUAGAAGGGCAUGUCAAGAUCAUUUUGGCAAUAUAGUGUCAUGAUAAUUUUUGGUAUUGAGAAAGGAAAGAAAGAUAAGUGUUAAAAGUGAAAGAAGAUAAGUUUGUUGUAACAUUGUUAAAGUGCUUUGAAAUCGGGAUUCUGGUUUCUAGAGCCAAAAUAUUUAGUUUUCCCCAACCGUGGUCGACUCUAGAAGGGAACCCCUGGGCUGGGAAAAGUCUCUCAAGAGUCGCAAGCGACAUAAGAAUACUGGGUUUAUUGUUUAUUUGGAAAGAAAUACUUCAACAGAAAUCAUUCACCUAACCCUAACAUUUACCCUACCCCUAGCCUUUAUAACCUUUGUUAUAGCAUAUGCAAAUCUUGCAUAAAUUUCCAUAAUUAAGUUCUCUUCUAGACAUGACCGCCAACCUUUCCCAAAGAAGCAUCUUUUCCAUUUCAACCAAGACUAACCCAAUGGCUCCAUGCCGCUUUUUCACCUUUUAAUAUCUUGUCCACUUUAGAUAGUCAUGUCAACAAAGACUUAAGGGACUAACUCUUAUCUUUCACUUAUCAGAAAACUUUGGGCCCUGCAGAAUAGACCAGCAAACAAUGUAAGGUGGUUCAGAUUCUUCUCAGGGGGCUGGUUUCCCCUUUCUAACCUUAGGUUUACCAGACAUAAUCAGUGAGCAUCAUGACAACCAUUUCAUAUUAAAGCUGAUAUUUUAGCAUACUUUGUGCUGCUGUACUGAAAAUCAACGCACAGGUCUUCUUAGUAGUAUUGUGUGGUACACUGUAUCUUGAUUUUUAUCCUGUGUCAUUGACACAUUUCAUAGUGUGGAUUUUAUGUUGUUUUGUAACUUGAGUUCAUACACAAACCUCUAUGCCUACAUACUCUCAUGUGCUGGAGUCGUUGUCUUGCUUUAAAUAUCCAUCAUUCCCAAUUGACCACAUGCAGAGGUGGUGCAAUCUCUAGAGUAGAUAAGGCCCGUAUGUUUUGUUAAGAUGUGAAACGUGACCAAAACUGAUAUGAAAACAUGUCAGAACGCUCGUAAAAGGAAGAGAGGUCACUUUAUCUGAGGCAAUGCGACAUUUUACAUAGGUUUCUGCUGAGUCAACAGCAAUUCUCAAUACCUCUACAAGGAAACGGCGAAUAAGUACUAGUUGUACUGUUUAUUUUGUCUGUACAGUUCCAGGUAUUGUUUUUAAACAGGGUGUGAUGUUAGAUCAUUUAUGUACCAAGCUUUCAACCACUUUCAUUUGUCUGUUGUCCAUGAGAAAUGUCUUACUCAAGGGAAGGUCCCAUGAUGGACAAUUUAAAAUCUGUGUUAAACCUGAUCUUUGGACUAAAUGGUAUUUUGUCCACAAGAGAGAAAAGCCAACAAAGUUUAAUUUAGUUUCUCACUCUGUUAUCAUUCACAUCUUUUCCUUCACCUGAAAACAUGUGAAUAUUUCACAGUACAGCAUUCUUCUCUCUCGUUUGUUACUGUCCUUUACAAAAAGAAUAAUAUAUUCAGGGAGAAUCUCAUAUGUCCAGGUUAUCGUCACACCAAAAUCAAUAGAAAAACCUACAAAAGUACAUUUUUGCAUAAAGAAAAUAAAGCCAAUUUAAAGGACAAUUUAGAUUUUUCACAGUGACAUUAUUUUCAUAUUUCCCACCACCAAAUUCUCAUUACUGUAAUCUGUCUGGAUGUUUUACUUUUGAGUUUUUCAUUCUCAUUCUCAUUCUCAUUAUAUGAUGAAUUCAUCUUUUUUUUUCUUUUCUUUUUGUCGGCAUAUACUGCUACGCUGUAUAAAAACUUAAAAUAAUAGAGUAUAUCCUUAUUUUUUCAAUUUACGUUAAUGAGAAUUAUGUGGCAAAUGUGCUUCAUUUACGUGAAAAUAAUAUCACAAUGCAAAAAAGGGUACUAAAAUAAUAUAUUUUUGCAAAUGUGUAAGUUAUGCAAUAACUGUAUAAUUUCUCAUUUUCUCUUUUGAUUUUGUGAAACAACUUUUUUGACAGGCUUUGUGAGAUACACCCAUAUUACACAUGUACUGUAUUUACUAUCAGUUGAUUCAAACUGAUCACUGUAAUUUUCCAUAAAUCUCAAUAAGGGAUCAUCACCUGAAACACUGAUACUAAAUGAGGGAAAUAUCAGCCACGAUGGAAAGUACUGCCAGGUCUGAUAUGUGCUCAGCUGCUGUGCCCUCAGUUGUGAGUGUAAAUGAGUUUCAAAUGCAAACACAGCCAGAUGAUCGAGAGUGGGCGUUCGCAGGUGGGCGGGUUUCUUUUUGAUGAACAUUAGUCAGGUUAGACACCAUAUUUUAUUUGAUGAGGAAAUAAGGCUAUGAAAUAUAGAAGUACUGUGUGUUCAAUGUGUUCAAUUGAAUGACAAAUUCCAUUAAAAAUAUGAAAAUUAGUCACAAUUGUGAGCCAAUUGCACGAAUGGCUUUGUACAUAAUUCAUUGCAAAAGAGACAACAGUUACCACGACUUGGAUUGUUCAGUUGACAAAAAAGUAUGCUUUUCCAAAAUUUUGCAAACAACUUCUGUAAACAGUGUUUGAGAAUAUUUUUUACAUGACUGCAAGACAUUACAUCAGCAAAACCUAUUAAAUGGACAGUAAAUAUGGGGUCUAUCCUAAUUAAAGUCUGUUGUCCACCAAACCGUUGAGCACAUAAUUGUCACUGUCGCUAUCAUCAAGCACACACUCAGCUCAUCCACUGUGGCAAGGAGAAACAGGACAGCUAUUUCAGCACAUUUGCCUAAUUCUCAGAGGUUCCUUAUUCCAGGGUCACAAUGUCAGCAAAACAUUUCAGCUUAUUCAAAAGAAAUAUUUUUACUUGCAAGGUCAUCAAAACAGUAUGUAUUUUCAAAGUCAUUGUGUCAUGCUACACAUCAGUAAUGCGUUUGUGAAGGUGUGGGGAAAAUGACCAAGCGUUUUGAGCUAAAUGUAAAAGAAAUUGCAGUUGCUUCUUGCAAUGUCUUAUUUUUUAUUGCUUCAGAAGUUUAUUGUGUAAAUUAAUCUCAAGAAAUGAUAUCCAGGUCACAUUUCACUUCGAAAUCAAUAGAAAAGGAAAAUAAAUUACCACUUUUUGCAGUGUACCAUUUUUUUAAUAAUUCUCAUUGUUCACAGUGGUGAUUCUCGUUACUGUAAUACAGUACCUUUUUCCCGUUUUACAGUAAAAAAAUUUUUAUCCAUUUUGGGUAAGUUACUCAUAAAAGUGAUUCACUACAAAUUACUUGAUACUUUUCUAAAUUUGAAGUUUAAUGCAGUACUUGUUCAAAUAUUAAAUGGGAUUUCUUUUGGUGGUUUGAUGUGACUUGAAUUGGUGAUAUUUUAGUGCAUUUUUAUCUUUAUACUCUGGAAGGCUUGUUUGGAAAAUGUUAAUAAUGCAUUAUAUUGGUACAAAUUGUUUUGUUUUCUUCCUAAAAUGGAAAAAUAAA